GUCAUAUUGAAUUAGGACCUCUGCCACGAUGCCGAAUAUUUACCAAGUUCCCGAGGACGGCUCCAUCUCCCCGAGUCAGCUGCAAGCAGAAUUCAACGCUCUGGCGCGGUACCACCAGCAACUGGGACUUGGACACCAUCGCUUAGAAGGAGAUUAUUCCAGCUUCUUGUCUAACCAUCGGAACGCCGAAAACAUGGUUCCCGGUUACGAAAUUGGCAGCAAGAAGAGGAAACUGCAAGGUACGCCAGGCGUCGGCGUCAAGCGGGAAUCUGACGGCGAAGGCUCUGACAGUUCAACCGGACGUUCGCGAAAGAAACCUUGCCAGAGCUACGAGGAGCUUCAGAGCCAGCGCAUGAUGGCCAACGUCCGCGAGAGGCAACGGACGCAGAGUCUCAACGAAGCUUUUGCGUCGCUGAGGAAGAUCAUUCCGACGAUGCCCUCAGAUAAGUUGAGCAAGAUACAGACGCUAAGGUUGGCCGCAAUGUACAUCGCGUUCCUCUUCCAAGUGCUCGGCAGUGACGAACACGAGAGCAAACUGAGCAGUUCGUGCAGUUAUAUCGCGCAUGAACACUUGAGCUACGCGUUUUCUGUGUGGAGAAUGGAAGGCGAAUGGGCAGGACAGUGAGAAAGGACAUCCAUGCAGCCUUGCGGUGUGCCAGCGAUUUAAGUUAUUCCAGAGCAAUGAAGGAAAGUUUCAGGCACGUUCAAACAGAGCAACAAUGUACAGCUACAUACCAAAGAGAACGGAAGGAAGAUUUCAGGAAGCCAAAGAAACACCGAAGGAAGAGGACAAUGGCGAGUACUGCAUCAGAUUGUGUCCCGGGAGUUACGGACUGUAUUAUUUUCUUCGAUGAUAUACUUAAUGUACAACUCCACAGCACUUGUUGGUUUGUGCAAAAAGUGCCUUCGUUAUGUCGGACCACGUAUUUUAUUAUACUUCUUAUACCAUACGCGUAUUAAGAUAAGAACGGAAUGUAUAUUUUUCUAUAAAGGGCGUUCAUAUUUUCGAAUUGCGCCGUUCGUCUGCAUGACAGUGUUUCCAAGGAUAUAUUCAAGAAGUACGAAUGACAUUAUUGGUAUGGUUGUGCGUAUGGAAGAUUUGUAUUAUCUAGAUUUAUCUAUAAGAGAGCUCACAUUUCAGGAAUGAUUAUUUGCAAUACAUGGAUGAAAUUAUGUGUGUAAAAGAUUGAUUCAGCAAGUUCUUUUUUUUUUUUGCAAGACUGUAACUGGGGUUGGGUAACCGUGCAAUACUGUCAUGUAUAUUGUUUUCUUUGUCGUUUUUUGCAAGAAUGCAACUGAGGUUGGGUAACCGUGCAAUACCGUCAUGUGCAUGCAUUUUAUAGAUGUCGCUGUGCCAUCUUUGUAAUCUCAAUCUGCCAUCUAUGUGAUAUUUUGUGAAGGAAUGUGUAUAUAUAAGUUGAAUGUGCAAUACAGAUUGUAAACCCUUUCCAGUAGUACGGAUAGUCAAUUUUGUAUAGAAGAGCAGAUAUGAGUUCUUCACUCACUGUGUGCAAUAGCGAGUGUCUCCAGUUAAAGACUUUCCUGCUUGAGUUGUACAUAUUUUCAGACAAAGCAUCCUUCGCCAAGAGCGGAUGGCAUGUGCAGAUGUAUAGAACUGUUUUGGCAAUCAGUAGUGCAAUCCACUGUUUCCGUUGACUUGCUUGUGCAAUACCUACUAUGAAUGCCAUAUAUAUGCUCCAAAAUAAAGAUAUAUUUCGAGCCU
Ornithodoros turicata is the source of this 1723-nucleotide messenger RNA. RefSeq names its product twist-related protein 2-like. The transcript is spliced from 2 exons. Bases 29 to 625 code for a protein of 198 amino acids. Gene Ontology annotation, biological process: developmental process; regulation of transcription by RNA polymerase II. Lineage: Eukaryota; Metazoa; Arthropoda; Arachnida; Ixodida; Argasidae. Gene Ontology annotation, molecular function: RNA polymerase II transcription regulatory region sequence-specific DNA binding; protein dimerization activity; DNA-binding transcription factor activity, RNA polymerase II-specific. The record is from RefSeq and is a predicted model, not a curated record.